This is a messenger RNA of Acanthosepion pharaonis, 453 nucleotides long. NCBI's taxonomy places the organism in Eukaryota, Metazoa, Mollusca, Cephalopoda, Sepiida, Sepiidae. The record is from the annotation of a GenBank genome assembly.
AUGAUAUACGAUUUUACAGUUCAAAAUGGAUGCUUAAACGGAACGUUAUUUUCUUCUCGUAUUAAUUUUUUUAAUAAUUUAAAUUUUUUUUUCACUUCUAUCUUUAUACAACUUCUCUUUCUACAUCUCUUGAUCUCUCCCAAUCUCUCUCUCUCUCUCUCUCUCUCUCCAACUUUCGUUAUCUCUCAAUAUCUUUUCCUUUCUUUCUCUCGUUCUCCACACCUCUCCCCAAUUUCUCGUUCUUCAAUCGUUCGUUGUCUGUCUAUCUCUCUUUAUAGCGAUCUGUCGCUCUAUCUCUUUCUACGUCUCUUGUUCUAUUUCCAUCUCUCUUUAUCUCCGUCGCUCUCUUUCCAACUUUCUCUCUUUACGCCUCUAUCUCUUUCCAACUUUCUCUCUUUACGCCUCUAUCGCUUUCCAACUCUUUCUUCCCUUUUUAUUUUUUUAUUUUUUUAA